CCCACUUUGCGUCAUGGCGUUUGCCAUCCUGCGAAGAUGCCGUGGUCUGCCCGUCUCUCCCCCGUCCGCCCAGCCUUGCCUUGCUUGUGCCUCGUCCCGCAGGAAUCGACGUGCAAAUCUUUAUAUAAGGAGCGUCCCUCCCCUCAGUGUGAUAUGUUCUGGUAUUACAAUCCCCUUCUCCUAGAACUAAAUACUUUUUGAAUUGCCUCACGUUGACCCGAAUUGAAUCCCUCUAUUACUCCUUCCAUUACGUUGUAUAUCUCCCACCUGACCCCAUAUCAACCAUCACCCCGCAUUGUGUUUGCUUUCCCCUCACUUUCACUCGCCACAACCAUUACCCUUCAAUAACAUUCAAAUACAACUCAAUAUCGAUAUCAACCUUCAAUCACCAUAAACAUAGCCAUCAUGGGAAAGAAGGCAGUUCACUUCGGUGCUGGGAAUAUUGGCAGAGGAUUCGUUGCAGAAUUCCUGCACAACUCUGGAUAUGAGGUCGUCUUCUGCGAUGUGAUGGAUAGCAUCAUUGAGCAACUUCAAAAUUCCAAGUCCUACAAGGUCAUCCAAGUCGGAGCCGAAGGCAACAGCGAAUCAACCAUCACCAACUACCGCGCCAUCAACUCAAAAUACCACGAAGCUGAUGUCGUCAAAGAGAUCGCAACCGCCGAUGUGGUUACCUGCUCUGUUGGCCCAAAUAUCCUGAAAUUCAUCGCGCCUCUCAUUGCCAAGGGAAUUGAUUCUCGGCCAAACGAGGCUACCCCUAUCGCAGUUAUCGCAUGCGAGAACGCUAUCGGGGCAACAGAUACGCUCGGCCAACAUAUCAAGAACGAUCACACACCUGAGCACCGAUUAGCCGAUCACCACGAGCGGGCCCGAUACGCAAACUCCGCUAUUGACCGCAUCGUCCCAGCUCAAGACCCGGGUUCGGGGUUGGACGUCAAACUGGAGAGGUUCUACGAAUGGGUUGUUGACCGGACCCCAUUCCACGACCAUGAGCCCCCCGCAAUCAAAGGUGUCAAGUGGGUUGACAACUUGAUCCCCUACAUUGAGCGAAAAUUGUUCACCGUCAACACCGGCCACGCGGCUGCGGCGUAUCACGGCUACUACCACCAAAAGGCUACCGUCUACGAUGCGUUACAAGACCCGAGAAUUAUCAAGGAGGUCCGAAAGGCUUUGGACGAGACGAGCACCCUGAUCGUCGAGAAGCAUGGCAUCCCAGAGGACGAGCAAAAGGCCUACGUAGAAAAGAUCAUCACUCGGAUUGGAAACCCUCAUCUGGAAGAUGCGGUAGAGCGUGUUGGUCGCGCACCUUUACGAAAGUUGAGCCGGAAGGAGCGCUUUAUUGCCCCUGCUGCGGAGCUGGCGGAGAAAGGAAAGGAAUACAGAGCCCUUCUUGAUGCUGCCGAGAUGGCUUUCCGUUUCCAGAAUGUCGAGGGUGACGAUGAGAGUGUGGAAUUAGCCAAGAUUAUGGCGGAGAACACGCCAGAAGCUGUCGUAGAGAAGGUCUGCGGUUUAACACAGAGUGAAGCCUUAUUCCCUCAUGUUGUCGAGAUCGUGAAGAAGGUACAGGCAGAUGCAUAA
This is a messenger RNA of Amorphotheca resinae ATCC 22711, 1575 nucleotides long. RefSeq lists its product as hypothetical. Gene Ontology annotation, cellular component: cytosol. Gene Ontology annotation, molecular function: mannitol-1-phosphate 5-dehydrogenase activity. Gene Ontology annotation, biological process: mannitol catabolic process. The record is from RefSeq and is a predicted model, not a curated record. The transcript has 2 exons. The coding region runs from base 406 to 1575 and encodes 389 amino acids. NCBI's taxonomy places the organism in Eukaryota, Fungi, Ascomycota, Leotiomycetes, Helotiales, Amorphothecaceae.